AUGCCCCUGCCAGCAGUUUUAAGGGACGUUGUCAGCCACCAAGCCAAGGCUCUGAACACCCUCCUCCCCCUCCUGGAGCAAAGGGGUAUGCACUGCGGCAUCCCGAACCUCUUUAUCGCAGAGGGGGCCACGAUCAGCGGAUUAUGUCACCCCCAGGUACAGCAAGCUGGCACGGAGCUGCCAUCUGAUGACACGGAUUCAGGAUCUUCCCCGAGGUGCCUCACCCUGGCACAGAGGGCAUCCAGACACCGGCUCUCCAGGGUGGCACGAUCUAUACUGGAGCUGCUGCUGGUGGAGGAGAAUAUGCUGCAACACUUACCGCUGGACCAUCAAUUCACAAUGCAGAUAAAAGACAGCGUAGAGUUCAGGAACAUCUGCACACACAUGGCUCUUCAGACAGAAGACAGGAGGUUCGAUCAAGAUCUGAACUCUGCACAGGAAUGUUUAACACAGAUUAUCUCUAAUAUGACCUGGGACACAUCUUCUAAGACUUGUGACUUCUGUCACUCUGCACAGGAGCAGCUAAAGCGGAUACUACAGAAGCUUCAUGAGGACUAGCUAACCGAGUCCUACCCAGAGGAACAUUUGUUAGCAUGAUUCAGUAUUACAUUUUAUUGAUGCUAUAAUUUAUUAAAGUGGACAGCAUGUCCAUGUUACAUAGCUGUGAAGAAGACUGAAAUCUGGAGUAAGACCCAACUUCUCCCUUCCCAGCGGUAGUGCUUAC
Messenger RNA from Nanorana parkeri, 724 nucleotides. It is a transcript of the gene DLEU7, whose product is annotated as deleted in lymphocytic leukemia, 7. The coding region runs from base 1 to 558 and encodes 185 amino acids. The record is from RefSeq and is a predicted model, not a curated record. Lineage: Eukaryota; Metazoa; Chordata; Amphibia; Anura; Dicroglossidae. The transcript is spliced from 2 exons.